AGGCGCAGCGGAACUUUUGCUGCGGGGUCCCUUCUUUUUUCAUUCCUAACACAGUUUUGGAUUUUCACCUGUACUGGACUGAUUACAUUAUGUUAAAAAUGACAGAGGAGCAUGAAAAGUCGCUCAACGACCAGCCGUGCAGUCCAUCAGGGACAAACAGCUCCAUGUCUCAGGACGAGUCCGACUCCGACGCGCCGUCCUCGCCAACGGGCUCCGACGGUCACGGAUCCCUCCUCAGCGGUUUGGGAAAGAAGCUGGACUCCGAGGACGAUGAGCGCUUCCCAGCCUGCAUACGGGACGCGGUCUCGCAGGUCCUUAAGGGAUACGAUUGGUCCCUGGUCCCGAUGCCAGUGCGAGGGAACGGAUCUCUGAAGAACAAACCGCACGUCAAGAGACCCAUGAAUGCGUUCAUGGUGUGGGCACAGGCGGCCCGCAGGAAGCUGGCGGAUCAGUACCCACAUCUGCACAAUGCUGAGCUGAGCAAGACACUGGGAAAACUCUGGCGCCUGCUUUCUGAAAGUGAGAAGAGGCCCUUCGUAGAUGAAGCAGAGCGACUGAGAGUUCAGCACAAAAAAGAUCAUCCAGACUAUAAGUACCAGCCACGGCGACGGAAGAAUGUGAAACCAGGGCAGAGCGACUCAGAUUCAGGGGCAGAGUUGGCACAUCACAUGUACAAAGCUGAGCCAGGGAUGGGGGGGCUGGCAGGAAUGCCUGAUGGACACCACCACCCUGAACAUGCAGGGCAGCCUCAUGGACCACCUACACCACCCACCACCCCAAAAACAGAGCUCCACCAUGGAGCUAAGCAGGACCUGAAGCAUGAAGGCCGCCGCCUUGCCGACAGCAGCAGGCAGAAUAUUGACUUCAGCAAUGUGGACAUCAACGAGCUGAGCACUGAUGUCAUCAGCAACAUGGAGACCUUUGAUGUUCAUGAGUUUGACCAGUACCUCCCGCUGAAUGGCCCAGCGUCGGGCUCCGCUGCCUUAUCCUCAGAUCACAGUCAUGGGCCGGUUCCAGUCUCCGGCAGCUCCUACGCUUCCUCGUACGGCAGUGGUGUUUCAUCCUGGAGCCGAAAGUGCGGCAUGUCCUCCACUUCUCCCCCAGCCAGCGAGGUCAGCCAGCACCGCCUCCACAUAAAAACAGAGCAGCUGAGCCCCAGCCACUACAGUGAGCACUCCCAUGGGUCACCGUCGCACUCUGAUUACAGCUCCUACAGCAGCCAAGCCUGCGUCACCUCGGCCACUUCGGCCGCCUCGGGUGCUGCGUCUUUCUCCAGCUCCCAGUGUGACUAUACCGACCUGCAGAGCUCUAACUAUUACAGUCCUUACUCUGGCUAUCCCUCCAGCCUCUAUCAGUACCCCUACUUCCACUCAUCUAGGCGGCCCUACAGCAGCCCGAUCCUGAAUAGUCUAUCCAUGGCUCCGGCCCACAGUCCCACUGCCCCCAGUUGGGACCAGCCCGUCUACACUACUCUGUCUCGACCUUAA
Xiphophorus hellerii (green swordtail) is the source of this 1487-nucleotide messenger RNA. RefSeq names its product transcription factor Sox-8. Gene Ontology annotation, cellular component: nucleus. The coding region runs from base 90 to 1487 and encodes 465 amino acids. The record is from RefSeq and is a predicted model, not a curated record. Gene Ontology annotation, molecular function: DNA-binding transcription factor activity, RNA polymerase II-specific; RNA polymerase II cis-regulatory region sequence-specific DNA binding. Lineage: Eukaryota; Metazoa; Chordata; Actinopteri; Cyprinodontiformes; Poeciliidae. Gene Ontology annotation, biological process: neural crest cell development; morphogenesis of an epithelium; negative regulation of transcription by RNA polymerase II. The transcript has 3 exons.